AUGGGUAAUCGAGCAGCUCGUCGUCGACAACCGAACUCAGUCCUUUUACCUUCCGCUUCUAUGGCCUACGGUCCAAAUCCAGGUUAUCAUCCUCAUGGUUAUCGACCACCUGUUAUCGUUCAUUCGACAGAUAUGGCCGAACAACCGCAGCUUUCUUCUCUUGAUGCUAUCUAUGAUGGUCUCUUGUCUUGCUAUCUGUUUCCUUAUGUUUGUAUUUCUUAUCAUAUCUUUCCAGCUGAUUCGUAG
This is a messenger RNA of Rotaria socialis, 246 nucleotides long. NCBI's taxonomy places the organism in Eukaryota, Metazoa, Rotifera, Eurotatoria, Philodinida, Philodinidae. The record is from the annotation of a GenBank genome assembly.